Rhizoctonia solani is the source of this 1458-nucleotide messenger RNA. Its product is annotated as glycosyltransferase family 32 protein. Gene Ontology annotation, biological process: glycosphingolipid biosynthetic process. Bases 1 to 1458 code for a protein of 485 amino acids. Gene Ontology annotation, molecular function: hexosyltransferase activity. The transcript has a single exon. The record is from RefSeq and is a predicted model, not a curated record. NCBI's taxonomy places the organism in Eukaryota, Fungi, Basidiomycota, Agaricomycetes, Cantharellales, Ceratobasidiaceae.
AUGCAACGACCCCGAGCGGCAUCUGUGAGACUCCCCUUGUACGACACUCGGAUCAUUACCGGUAACGGGCACAGCACCCAUGCCAGCCAUAGAAGGGCAGCCUCUCCGGAUUCGGCUGAAUACCGUGCGGCAGGACCAUCGAAAAGACGGCGGCGGAUUCACUUUGCUCUGCCCCGACGUCCCAAGACCUGGGUAUCUUUCUUGAAGUGGAUCCUGGGCUUUCUUGUCCUCUGUUUGUUUGCCCUCUGGAGACUAUGGGAGCCCCAUAUCGAAAUCAUGUUCUUCCGGCGCAGCUGGAUCAGAGAAGAGGUCCUCAAGGUAGAGCCCCUUGCUGGCUGUUUUCGCCCAGAAAACAUCGCCCGCACCUCGUAUAAUGCGUCAUGGGCCCUCGAUAGGCCCAAACGCUGGGAAAUACAGGCGGGUGUGCCCUUGCGGAUGGGUAUGGACUGCUACGACUUUGCCGGAACAGUUGGGCGAGACAAAGCCCAAGACACAGCCGAGAAACACCACACUUACUUUCAUACUUACUGGCGAAAGGAUCUGAACCCAUUUGGCGAGCGACAAUCAUGGAUGCUCAAGUCCUUUUUCGCUACUCAGGAUCUGGCUCACUCGACCCUUAUUCUCUGGUCAAACGGGGACCUUCGUGAUAAUAAAUACGUCAUGCAAUUUACCUCUAGGUACCCCAGCACUAUUUUUCAAGUACGUCGUGUCAAUGUCGAUCAGUUGGCAAAAGGGACCAGCCUAGAGGGGUCCUCGUUGCUCCAUCAGCGAGAUAAACGGGCCUGGGUCGACGGUGAUCUGAUUCGUUUGUUGGUUACGUGGGCAGAAGGUGGCAUAUGGAUAGACAUGGACUCGUUACUCACAAGAGAUCUGUCUCCGCUCCUAGAGCACGAAUUUGUCACCCAAUGGGACUGUUAUGGUAAGCAACUCCAAUUUAAGGGGGCUCGGGCAGCGUUAAUCUCCUGCCUAGAUAAGCUUUACACGCCACUAAAUGGCGCCUUGAUGCACUUUUACAAACAUUCCCCAUACUUGUGUGAAGCUUUCCAUAUCAUCGGCACCUCUCCUCCGCCUCGUCCGGGUACCACAGACUGGGGUUCUUCCUUGUACCUCAAGGUAUGGCGUCGGCUUGUUCAUGAGGGAAUCCAACCUUUCAAAGUCCUGCCAUUUUGUUUUUCUGACGGUCGAAGUUGUCGUCUCGACAAUCGGCUACCUGACCCCUUCAAAAAGGACCCUGCGAAAUGGGGCGAGGGUCGAAUCACAGCGGGAGACAAGACCGGGCUAGCCGAGGGUGGAGAGCUGGAUGUUGCACUCGGCAACGUGUUUUCCGUGCAUUUGCACAAUCAGUGGGAAAAGGCCUUCCCACCUGGAGGCUGGGUCGAGCGAUUAUUACUGAACCGGUAUGAUUCACGUCUAUCACGAUGGAAACGGUCCGAGGUACCGCCAGAAGAGGCCUCAUAA